ACUCUGUAUGAAUCGUGGAGUGAGGAAGUGACGAAGCGUUCGUGUUGUCCGCUGUGUGAACGCCGCUUUACCUCGAAGACCGGCGCUAUUGAGUUAUCGGGAAAGCUGUUGGAUAUGAGCCUAGCGGUACCUGAAGACAUUGAGCGACUAGAGCGACAAGUUAAAGAAGAAGAGGAGAAGGAGAGGCGGCUGGCAAAUGCGCUCAUUCAUGUUGACCAGUGC
Messenger RNA from Ostertagia ostertagi, 222 nucleotides. NCBI's taxonomy places the organism in Eukaryota, Metazoa, Nematoda, Chromadorea, Rhabditida, Trichostrongylidae. The record is from the annotation of a GenBank genome assembly.